Pleuronectes platessa (European plaice) is the source of this 6191-nucleotide messenger RNA. RefSeq names its product sphingosine-1-phosphate phosphatase 1b (gene sgpp1b). The record is from RefSeq and is a predicted model, not a curated record. The transcript has 3 exons. Gene Ontology annotation, biological process: phospholipid dephosphorylation; sphingosine metabolic process. Gene Ontology annotation, molecular function: sphingosine-1-phosphate phosphatase activity. The coding region runs from base 325 to 1731 and encodes 468 amino acids. Gene Ontology annotation, cellular component: endoplasmic reticulum membrane. NCBI's taxonomy places the organism in Eukaryota, Metazoa, Chordata, Actinopteri, Pleuronectiformes, Pleuronectidae.
GGCGCUCUCUCCGAGUCUGUCAGUCCCGCACUGAGCUCAAACCGCGGAACCUGAACGCACCAGGACCGAGAGACUGGCCGGGUCGUCCGUCACCGCCCGGGAGAAAGCAUCCGUUAAACGGCUUCAUUAGCGGCGUCGCACCGAGACUGGGGCUUUAAACACGGAUCCGGAUUCACCUGUCGUGAUGCGCGGGUGAGCCAGCUAACGUUAGCCGGAGAACUAGCAUCCGCCGCCCGGCUGUAAAAGUACCGGGGUCCGAGCUCCUGUCCUCGGCUGCGUGUGGGCGAGUCAAUCGGAUUCAACUCGCGGGGGAACGACGGGGCCAUGGAGGCGUUGCGUUACCUCCAGGACCCGCACCUUGUCGCCCGCUUCCAGAACAUUUGCGGGGUUCGCGGGAAGUUUUCCAGAAGCGUCUCUGCCGCCGACAGCAGCGGGACAGCGGGGCGGACCGGCUCGCACAACAACGGGGCAUGUAGUCCCCACACCGCCGGGGAGAAGGAGAGUGGAAAGCUCCCCUUCGGUGGAGCUGGGGACGGGGACUCGGUGACGGCCGCCGGGGCUCGGAGGAGGACUACCGGGGCUGAUGAUGACAAAAGCCCCGGGGAUGGAUGUGAAACCGCUCCUCGGAACGGGGCGCCACUGUGCGGGGGAGAUGCGGGCAGCAGCGCGCCCUCCCCGGGGGAGCUCGGUCCCAGCGACCCGGAGGUUGUCUCCACGGUGAAGCCCCUCCGGAGGAACUCCCUGACGGGGGACGCCGGGCAGGAGUUCCUGAUUGAGAACCGGUUCCUGUUCUACCUGUUCACGUUCGGAACCGAGCUGGGCAACGAGCUGUUCUACAUCACCUUCUUCCCCUUCGUCAUCUGGAACCUGGACGCCUUCGUGGGCCGGCGGCUGAUCAUGGUGUGGGUGUGGGUCAUGUACCUGGGCCAGUGCACCAAGGACGUGAUCGGGUGGCCGCGGCCCAAGUCCCCGCCCGUGGUGAAGGUGGAGAUGUUCUACAACUCGGAGUACAGCAUGCCGUCCACACACGCCAUGUCCAGCACCGCCAUCCCUUUCUCCCUGGUCUUCAUCUCCUGCAGCCGCUGGGAGUACCCGCUCCCACUGGGCCUGGGUCUGGCUCUCUGCUGGUGUCUGCUGGUCUGCGUCAGUCGAAUCUACAUGGGAAUGCACUCAGUCCUGGACGUCAUAGCUGGUGUCCUCUACAGUGUCCUGAUCCUGCUCGUCUUCCUCCCAGUCCUGGACCUGAUUGACGGCUUCAACCUGACCUACCGCUAUGCGCCGCUCCUCAUCAUCUCCCUCCACCUGGGCCUGGGCCUCUUCUCCUUCACCCUGGACACCUGGAGCACCUCGCGGGGCGACACCGCUCAGAUCCUGGGCACGGGCGCCGGCGUGGCGCUGGCCUCCCACGUCAACCACUACCUGGGCCUGCUGCCCGACCAGACGCCGGACCAGCUCCCGUUAGCCUUCCCCGCCCUCAGCGUGGGCCUGGUGGGUGCGGCCCUGCUGCGGCUGGUCGUGGGAGUCCUGGUGCUGAUGGCCACGCGGGCGCUGAUGAAGGCCAUCACCAUCCCGCUGGUGUGCUGGGUGACCGGCGUGCCGAGCGGGGACGUGAGGAAGGCCCGGCAGCACAUGGAGGUGGAGCUGCCCUACCGAUACAUCGUGUACGGGGUGGUGGGCUUCAACGUGCUCUUCCUGGUCCCGUGGCUCUUCAGCUACGUGCAGUUCUCCUGACUGGACGUGGGCUCACUUCAUGGUCAUUGAAACGGUGAAGUGACGCAGCAGAACUUGACCUGCUGCUGUUGUCAGAUCAGUUCCGCUGCUUCUUCUCAUCUCAAACCACUUCCUGUUCCAUAGGCAGCUGCGUUGAGGCCAGAGAAGAUGAAUUAAAGCCUCAACGAUGAUCCGCUGCCUGUUUCACAGUUUUUCCUCUUCUUGGCUCAGAGUCACUUUCAGAACAGACUGAACAGGAGCCGCUGUUUGCUCCUCACAGCUGUUUGCUCCUCACAGCUGUUUGCUCCUCACAGCUUCCCAGUGUCCUGAGGACCAGGACGUUCUGCAGAUUUAACCCAGACCCUCUCCACCCACGGUCCUCUCCUCUUUAGAUUUAUUUAAAAUCCAACGACUCUGGUCUGAAGCCAGGAGACGCUGCGAGGUCAGAGCCGACCAUCCAGUCCUCCUCCUCCUCCUCCUCCUCCUCUCCUCCUCCUCCUCUUCCUCCUCCUCCUCCUCCUCCUCCUCCUUUAUUCAUUUUACAAGCAACAAAACAAAAUAACAUUUCACAGUGGCCUCUGAAAGACUGAAAAAACCACUGAUUGCUACUGAUUGCCGACCUGUCUCUAUUCACUUUUUUAUUAAUCCUAUUAUUAUUAUUAUUAUUAAUAAGGCCCCAGACAAAGGACCAAACGGGUAAGAAGACCUUUACAUUGAUUUGAUGGACCAGUGAAAGAUGCAGUUUUCAAUGUGAGGCUGCAGCUCACGAUUAUUUUCAUCCACAUUUAUCUGCUGAUUUUCUUUUCAGUAAAUUGUUUUGUUUAAAAAAAGAAAAUCUGAAACAGUGAUUAAAGAAAAUAGAAAAUGAUGCAACCUGAAAAAUAUAUAUUUGAUUAAAAAAAGAAAAGACUGAUUGAAUCGUGAAAUCAGAAGCUCUGAACUUUGUGGUUCUUUGUCUGAAGCUUGUGGAUCGUUCCAUUCCACCUUCCUCUCUUUUGUCUCACGUCUCAAAGCAAUAAGAUGAUUUUAUAAUAAUUCCUUUUUCCUGUGUGGGAGUUAGUUCGAAUGCGAACAGGUUGAUGUCAUUUCCUGACAGAUCUCCUUCAGACCUUUGGGAAUCGAACGUUUGAUCGCACGUGUACAGUGUUUUCUUAAAGGGCUCCUCCCACUCGGGCUGCUCUGUUGACUCUUCCUGUUCGACCUCCGCUCUGAGACGGAUCCACUUCUCCUGUGAGCUGAGAGAAGCAGCGACGAGGCACAUCCCUGAUCCAGAGGGAGGUCUGUGAGGAUUUCCUGAUGUUUGUGUUUUAACACUGUAAAAUCUGAUUGGUGGUUUGAUAACCUGGAGCUUCAUGUGUCCACGGUGAGGAAACCCCCGCUCUGAUGUAGAUUCACUGGUCGAGUUCGGACCGAUAUUUCACUUUGAGUUUUUUUGUGUGCCUGCUUUUCUUCUGGUUCUAGUUCUACAUGUAGAUUCCAGCAGGAAUCUAUUACAACACUUGUUUGGACCCUCAUGUUCUGUUGGAGUUGAACAAUACAAGGGUCAUGAACUCACAAUUCUAUCAGUUCAACGAUAAUCCAUGUACACACACACACACACACACACACACACACACGUGAUGUCAUGUCACUGAUCGCUGUCAAAUUCCACAUUUUCGAGUAUUUGAGAAAAAGAAAAUUCAAUAUUCAAGGUUCAUUCAUUCACUUAAAGCUGUUGAAGGACAAAACCACGAGUUUAUUCUUUUCUCCUCUUUGUUAUUUUUUCCUUAAAUAAAAUAAAAUGUGAUUUUAAGUUGUCAAACAACUUCAGAAACUUAAUUUGGAUGAAAGAAGUUGAGUCAAAAUCCCGGUUGUGAGAAGUGGUGAACCUACAGAUCUCUGUGAUCGUGGACGUUCAUCAGAACGUGGUUCAGACACACGGGUUCGAUUCCCUCUGUUUGAAUCGUGUCUCUGACAGUUUGUCCUGAAUCUGUCCUCGAGGAAUAAACACAACAUCUGGACCUGAUGUGUCCUUCACUCUGGGUGAAACCAUCCUGCUGAGUCUUCUCCUCUGCAGCAGCUGUGGUUGAAGUGCCUUGCUCCAGGGCACUCGCAGGACUGUUUUCCAUCUGGUGACGUGCUCAGGUGCUUCAUUUGAGCACAGCAGGUUCAGCUGGAAGCUUGUUUUUGUUGUUUCUUGUACACGGUACUUUCCUAAUAUUAUAAUAUUAAUGCACUGUUCCCAGAAUGCACUGCCCCCCCAGCACCUCGAGCCGGGCACAAAGGGGGAAGUUGGUCCUGAACGUCAGUAUUUUGUAAUUUUCCUCAUUUCCUGUAACUUUGAGUCGGGAUAAAGACAAACUGAAGUUUGGAGAAAUAUUCAAAAUGAUAAGAUUUUACCACAAACCCUGAAUGAAUGAAAGUUCCUUUAAUAAACAGAUUGUCCUUUUAGACCAAACUACAAAUGGCAGCUUCCCCUGAGGGUGUGUGGCCUCGUGCAGACUCGCUCUCUCAGAUUGUUGUGGUGUUUUGUCUGUUUGUGGUUUCCUCUCUGCAGCAGUGAAACCAGACGCGUUUCAUUUGUUGUUUUAUUGACAAACACACAACCUCUGUUAGUUCCAUUGUCACUUUAUAAGGUUCGUUUUACUGUGGGAUAAUCCCCAGGUUGUCAGGGUAACAAAAUCAUAUCAGAGUUUGGUUUAAAAACUGAAUUGUUUAUUCAGCUUAAAUCGAUUUGUGUUGUGAAGUUGUUGACACACACUCAUUUUGUUAGAACGCUGUAGUGAUCAGAGAAUUACACAGGAGGGGAACACUUUAUCUUUCUGUGGUAUUUAUAUCCAGACUCUGUUUCCUGCAGGUGGAGGAACAAUCUGGAAAAUCAGAUUGUCAGAUAAGAUUAGACCAAACAUCCUGUGUGUGUGUGUGUGUGUGUGUGUGUGUGUGUGUGUGUGUGUGUGUGUGUGUGUGUGUGUGUGUGUGUGUGUGUGUGUGUGUGUGUGUGUGUGUGUGUGUGUGUGUGAUUCAAAUUUGUUUGGUAAAUUUACAGAAUUUGUCAUUUUGUUUGUUACAGUUCAUUAUGAUGUAAUUUGAUAAAAUUUUGAAUUAGAAUACAUUUUGUUUUAUAAUGUGACAUAAUCCCACAUUUUAUUAUGUUAGUAAAAUGACAUUUUAUUGACAAUAUUAAAUCCUAAAAAUUAUUUGUUAUUCCAAUUUUAGUUUUUGGUAAAAUUUCAAAUUUUUUCAUAAUCCUACAUUUCAUUAUUUCACGUUAGGAUUUUAUUGUAUAAUUUAUAAAUUUCUAGAAUUGGUUAUGUAGUAUAAUUUCAAAUUAUUCUCCUAAACAGUAUUUAUUUGACAUUUGUUAUAAACCUAUUUUAAUCACAAAAUUUUAUAAAAUCUCAAAUUUAAUUUAUCCUAAAUCAUAAUCCUAGACGUUCUAGUUUGGCCAUUUGGCCAAUUUCAAAAAUCUAUAAUGCAACUUAUGUUACCGACAUUAUUUUAGACACGAGGCAAAUCUUUACCAUUUCACAAAUUCAAUCACUAUCAUCACAUUUUUACCUGAUGGUAGUUUUUAUAAAAUUCAAAAUUUGAUACAAUUUUCAUUUUAAUUCAAAAGCAAAAUAGUAGCACCCUGUAUGUUUCAAUGAGCUCAGAUCAUUGAUACAAUGAGUGAUUUAUUAGUCAAUACAUGAUAAUUAAGAAAGUAUAUCAGCUCCCCUGCGCCCCCUGGUGGCUGGCGGUGCAGCGCCGCUCUCUACUUAACGACUCUUCUUCGUGUGUUUCUGAGACGUUUUCCGACUGAAUCUCAGAGAAAUGACUUUUGAUAUGAAAUCCUUUCUGACCAAACCCCCGGUGGUUGAACCGUGUCGCUGCAGCUCCGUUAGCGUUAGCGUAGCUUCCGUUUAGUGCCUUUGAUCAGGACCAGGAAUGUUUUUACCGUUCACGUGAAAACUCCUGACUCAUUCUCUCACUCUCUCUCCUGUAGCUUCGCCUUUUGCACUUUGUAGCUGCAGACACGUUUUCCAGUGUAGAGAUAAAUAGAUAAUAAGUAAAAACAUUUCCUGGUAAAUGUCAUGAAGUUUUCUACUGAAGGUUUAAAGCCGAUUCUUCUCACUUAAGCAGCAACUCUAUGUUGAAGUAUUUUUAUUUUAACCUUGGAUAUAUUUGUGAUCAAUCGCAUGAAAAAAAGUUUGAAUAAGUUUUUUAAAUUAGCUUUUUUUACAACCCCCCCCCCCCAUAAAAAAUAUCAUCCUAUUGUUCAUCUGUUUGAUUUGAGAAGUUGUAUAAUGUUUAAAAUGUUGAAUUCCAAAUACAGCACAAAUUAAUCUGUACAAAACAAGUUCUAUGUUUCUUCAUUUGCGUCAGUUUCUAGUUUCACAGUAUUUUCUUUUUUAUAUAUAUAUAUAUAUCUACAGAUUUUAUUGUUUGAUUUUAUUUGAUUUCAAAAUUUGGCUCCAGUUGUCUGAUUGUUUGUGUGGAAUAAAAAAAUGAUGUUAAAAUGA